AUGGCCGCAUCAUUUCCUGCUGUUCGAUUGCUGUGUUUGCUCUGUUCUGAGGUGUAUGACACUCCGAGAAUGCUUCCGUGUCAUCACACCUUCUGUAACGGUUGCCUCCAGGAUUACAUCGGAUCUCUCGGGCUUGUAGCAGGGGAUAAGGAGUUUCCUUGUCCCGCCUGUGCGCAGAUAACUCCCGUGUCAAACAAUACUGUUCCCUUGGAUGAAUGGGCAAGUCUAUUCCCGGUGAACAAAUUAUUUGAGUCUUUGGUCAAUACGUCUCUGUCACAGACGACUUCACAUUUUAACACCUUGUGUGACCCGUGCAAAAUGCUCAAGGAACAAAAGAGAGCUACUUAUCAGUGCUUUAACUGCUCCCAGUCUCUAUGUGGCUCAUGUAAAAACUAUCAUCAGCGAAACAGAUACACAACUAGUCAUACACUCAGUUCCAUCGAAGCAAGUACCGGUUCAUCACCUGGUGGAAACGUCGAUAUUUUCUGCAAAUCACAUCCCAGAAAAGUUAUAGAUAUGUUCUGCCGGGAUCACAAAGCUCUUUGUUGCUCAUCUUGUACCUCAAAUAGCCAUCAAGGAUGUAAAAGAAUGACGUCAAUUGAUGACGUCACACCGCAUGGCGCAAGUACUGUUGCUGAAGCAACGACGCGGAAACUAAAUGAAAUCAGAACACAGAUUGAGGAAUUACGUGAAAUUAAAGAGGAAAAUAUUAAAUCUCUCGACUGCGAAAACGCGAAACUUCUAACGGUUAUGCAGACAAUGGUGGAAGAUGCAAAGACCAAACUUGAUGACUUGUUGGAAGAUUUUCAGGAAAAUCUACAUCUUGAAUGGGAAGACAAUCGCCGGAAACUAGUCUCGGCAUUAAGACACACACAGAUGUUCUCCUUAGAUCUGGACAACAGUUGUACUCUCGUUUCAGUACUCCAGGAAAAAUCACUGACAAAUCAAGUAUUUAUCGCCCAAGAAAUGGUUAAAGCACAAGUAAAGGCUCACAUCCAUGACAUGAGAACUAUAUUUGAAAAAGAUGCUGAUAUUAUGGAAGUUGACAUGGAUGUGCAUAUUGAUUUACUUGACGAUAAAGCCGUCGAAGCUGUUCGUAGCUAUGGUGGCGUUUCCGUUGCGGAAAUGAGAUCUUCACGCACUUUCAAAAUAACAAAGAAUCUAGAAUCAACUGUUAAAGAUAUGGAUACCAUCAUUGAGCAGAUAAUUCCAGAGGAGCCAGCAGACCUGACGCAGCGAUCAGUAUCAAGGGUUGUAGAGAUGCUAGGAGGGAAACAGGCCGCCAAACUUACAGGAGGUGCCCACCUUCCAAGCGGGAAAUGCCUCAUGGCUGAUCAGAAACAUCGACGUCUGCUUCUGUUUGACAAAAACUACAAGAUCGAGAAAGCCAUGCCCAUUGACAAACCUCCAAGUGACAUAGUAUAUAGCGACAAGCAACAGAGUGUUUUCAUAGCUGUUGGGUACUACUUUGAUAAAGACAUUUACCGAUAUAGCCUGGACAAAGAUUCCAUCGAGUAUAAAGAUAAACUCAAAGUUCCGAAAGGAACGUGGGGUAUUUCCGUGAUUGAUGACGUCAUACUAGCAGGAUGUCCUAACUCCAUCGAAAUGAUUUCUGUUGAUGGUACCUCGCUGAAUUCAUUUCCUACCAACGGAGUGUGUACGUACGUGGCGGCCUGCCCACGGUCGAACAGCUUCUGGUUUAAAGAUGGUGACAACGUCGUUUGCAUGAAGCUAGAUGGGACUUCCGGUUUUCGUUAUCAAGAUGAAGAUCUUAGAGGCGUAUCAGGGAUAGCGUGCGAUCAAUUUGGGAAUGCUUACGUGUGCUCACGCGAGACUGGCCAUGUUCAUCAGAUAUUUAAAGACGGAACUGGUGGACGUAUUCUCAUGAAAAUGCAACACAACAUAACCCGUCCGCACGCUGCUGAUGUCACCAAGCUAAUGAUUCACCAAGCUGCUGAUGUCACCAAGCUAUUUGUUGGGCUUGACCAAAGAAACUUCAAGCCAUAUAUACUGAUUCUAGGCCUUUCAGCAUUUUGCAAGUAG
Ylistrum balloti is the source of this 2043-nucleotide messenger RNA. Its product is annotated as E3 ubiquitin-protein ligase TRIM56-like. The record is from RefSeq and is a predicted model, not a curated record. Gene Ontology annotation, molecular function: ubiquitin-protein transferase activity; zinc ion binding. The transcript is spliced from 3 exons. The coding region runs from base 1 to 2043 and encodes 680 amino acids. Gene Ontology annotation, cellular component: nucleoplasm; chromatin. NCBI's taxonomy places the organism in Eukaryota, Metazoa, Mollusca, Bivalvia, Pectinida, Pectinidae. Gene Ontology annotation, biological process: positive regulation of DNA-templated transcription.